UCUGACCGGAGCUGAGUUUCCAUUCGGGAGGUGAAGAGAACGAGGGAGGAAAGAGCGUCCGCGCAGCAGCGGUGCCCGUUGGUGUUUGAGUCGCGGGCUUGUGGUCCAGUGGAAGCAUUCGCUCCCCAAGCACAAGGAAAUCGCGAGGCUGGAGUCGGUGGCCUCGAGAGACCCGCACCAGGAGGAUCAGGAUGUUCCUGUGAUAUCUGGGUUGUUCUCUCUAGUUUGACAUAUAAAUUGGCUGACCGGGCUCUCUUUCUCGUUUGCAGUACUUGAAGAGCACUGGCUACAAGCUCAACGAUGCUGUAGAAUCUUAUUUCAUGAGCACCGGAGGCGCACCUGCACAUGGCAAGGAGACACAGCUUAACGAGCUGUUCGACAAGUUGAAGGGUGCCGAAGACAGUAAAGAUGCGCUCGACGCAGACUCGACAAUGUCGUAUUUCCAGAACCUUGGUGCGAACCUCGAAGACGCCUCCCUCUUCAUCGCCUUAGAACUCGUCCAAGCAGAGAAUAUUGGUCAAAUAACUCGUGAAGGUUUCGUCAAGGGAUGGGCAUCAACACCGGCGGAAGCGAGUCUGAGCUCACAGAAACAAUACUUCUCACAGCUCGAGAGCAACUUGUCGAGGGAUCCGGAUCUCUUCAGAAAAGUCUACCGCCAUGCUUUUGUGGCUGGCAAGGAGGCCGACCAGCGGGCACUGUCCCUUGAGAAUGCCACCAUCUAUUGGGAUAUGCUUUUUGCAGCACCCGGCUUCAGCUGGGUUGGACGGACGAGCGGCGUCAACUGGCUGGCACAGUGGAAAGCUUUCCUUGAGGAGAAAUGGACAAGGUCGGUGAGCAGGGACAUGUGGCAGCAAGUGCAGGUAUUCGCUGCCAAGAGCGCCGAGGACGAGUCGUUAAGCUUCUACAGCCCAGAAGGAUCAUGGCCUGGUGUCAUCGACGACUUUGUCGCGUGGUAUCGAUCCAAGAAUGCCAUGGAAAUUGACGCCUGAUGUCUGCAUCCGCGCGAAUCGAGGCCACCCCGCGACAGGAGCAGGUAUCAAAUAUAUGAGGCCAUAACUGGCGGCGCUUGUGGGGCAUAUGAAACCGGACGAACAUAAUGAUGACACGAACAAUACAAAUCAAGACCAUCUCAUUGUCCUAUAGUCUCACGAAGGUCCGAGCUGUGUCUGUCUCUUUGAUCAUG
This is a messenger RNA of Microdochium trichocladiopsis, 1183 nucleotides long. RefSeq names its product Cullin binding-domain-containing protein. Lineage: Eukaryota; Fungi; Ascomycota; Sordariomycetes; Xylariales; Microdochiaceae. Gene Ontology annotation, molecular function: ubiquitin conjugating enzyme binding; ubiquitin-like protein binding; cullin family protein binding. The record is from RefSeq and is a predicted model, not a curated record. The transcript is spliced from 4 exons. The coding region runs from base 321 to 989 and encodes 222 amino acids. Gene Ontology annotation, biological process: protein neddylation; positive regulation of ubiquitin-protein transferase activity. Gene Ontology annotation, cellular component: ubiquitin ligase complex.